UUCAAAGAACGUCAUAAUCAUACAUGUGGAUAUUGGGUGAUUGUAGAUAAAUCGCCACCUUGAGGAGUUUGUAGGACGAAUACAUAGGCAUAUCGUCCAUUCUCGUAUCAGAGACAGCCGGUUAGCAGAGGGCCGGUCAGACCACAAUCAGAGUUCAUCAGAUCAGUUGUCUUCUUGUAACCAAGGCGUCAAGUACACGGGAAUAAUGGCUGAACCAAUCAAAGUUGUGGUUACCGGAGCCGCCGGACAAAUCGCGUACUCUCUCUUGUACAUGAUCAGCAAGGGCGAUGUCUUUGGCCAAGAUCAACCUUUGGUGCUUCACCUGUUGGACAUUCCGCCAAUGAUGGGAGUGUUGGAAGGCGUCGUCAUGGAGCUCAUGGAUUGCGCCCUGCCGCUUUUGAGGUCAGUUGUCCCAACGGCCGACCCAGAGGUGGCGUUCAAGGACGUGUCCGCCGCCUUCCUCGUAGGUGCGAUGCCCCGCAAGCAGGGCAUGGAAAGGAGGGAUCUCCUCGCCGCCAACGUAAAGAUCUUCCAGGUCCAGGGUGAAGCCCUUGAUAGGAACGCAAAGAAGGACGUCAAGGUCCUGGUCGUAGGCAACCCAGCCAACACCAACGCAAUGGUCUGCUCCAGGUUCGCCCCAUCCAUCCCGAAGGAAAACUUCAGCGCUAUGACUCGCCUCGAUCAGAACAGGGCUCAAGCUCAGGUCGCCGCCAAGGUCGGAGUCCCAGUGGGUGACAUUUCCAAUGUGAUCAUCUGGGGCAACCACUCCUCCACCCAAUACCCGGAUGCCACUCACGCUCUCGUCAACAAGAACGGAAGCGAGACGAACGCCGCUGCUGAAGUUAAGGAUGACUGCUGGUUCAAGAACGUCUUCGUCGAGACCGUCCAGAAACGCGGUGCCUCCGUCAUCGCCGCCAGGAAGAUGUCAUCGGCCAUGUCCGCCGCCAAAGCAGCGGCCGACCACAUGAAGGACUGGUUCAUGGGCACCCCCAAGGGCAAAUUCGUCUCAAUGGGUGUGAUGAGCGACGGCAGCUACGGAGCUCCCAAGGACGUCAUCUUCUCGUUCCCAGUGACAAUUGAGAACUGCAAAUGGAAGAUCGUCCAGGGAUUAGAAAUUGACGAUUUCUCCCAGAAGAUGAUCAACAAUACUGGAAAGGAGCUAGAAGAGGAGAGAACUGAAGCCUUCAACAUAAUUUCCAACAAAUUGUAAAUUUAAAACACAAACAGAAAACGCAUUUUCUCUUCAAAAAGAACAACAAAUGAGAAAUUAGAAAUCUUUUCAAAAUCUUGUUAUUUAA
Nicrophorus vespilloides is the source of this 1298-nucleotide messenger RNA. RefSeq names its product malate dehydrogenase, cytoplasmic (gene Mdh1). The coding region runs from base 206 to 1210 and encodes 334 amino acids. Gene Ontology annotation, cellular component: mitochondrion; cytosol. The record is from RefSeq and is a predicted model, not a curated record. NCBI's taxonomy places the organism in Eukaryota, Metazoa, Arthropoda, Insecta, Coleoptera, Silphidae. Gene Ontology annotation, biological process: oxaloacetate metabolic process; tricarboxylic acid cycle; malate metabolic process. The transcript is spliced from 2 exons. Gene Ontology annotation, molecular function: L-malate dehydrogenase (NAD+) activity.